Molecule: messenger RNA, 1734 nt
Organism: Sordaria macrospora k-hell
Lineage: Eukaryota; Fungi; Ascomycota; Sordariomycetes; Sordariales; Sordariaceae
Molecular function (GO): oxidoreductase activity; copper ion binding
Source: RefSeq, a predicted model, not a curated record
AUGAGGCUUUCAGGCUCUCUCGCCGUCCUCCUCGCCGGAGUGACUUCCCUCGUAUCUGCUAUUCCCUUCGCCGGUCCUUCGGAAGAGCUGCCGGAGAAGAGGGGAUACUGUCAGAAUGGUCCCAAGUCUCGAAAGUGCUGGGGUAACUACGACAUCGACACCGAUGUCACCUAUGAGUGGCCCAACACUGGAGUGACUCGCUACUAUAACUUCGAUGUCCAGUAUGCCACUCUCGCCCCCGACGGCGUUGAGAAGCGGUUGAUCACCGUCAAUGGCCAGUACCCAGGCCCCCUUCUCGAAGCCAACUGGGGUGACGACGUCGAGGUUAAAGUGUGCAAUCACCUCCCAGACAACGGAACCAACAUCCACUGGCACGGCAUCCGCCAGUUUUACACCAACUAUGCCGAUGGCGCCACCGCUCAGACCGAAUGUCCCAUCGCUCCCGGAGACUGCCACACCUACAAGUGGAAGGCGACCCAGCACGGGUCCAGCUGGUACCACUCUCACUAUUCCAUCCAGUACAGCGAAGGCCUGCUGGGGCCCAUUAUCAUCCACGGCCCCAACACUGCUGACUGGGACAUUGAUCUUGGCCCUUUCCUGCUGACCGACUACUACCAUGACUCCGUGUUUGACAUUGCCCAACGGCCGCUGAUCAAAUCGCUCGGCAUCCCUCCCAUCGCUGUCAACGGCCUCAUCAACGGCAAGAACAACUACAAGAAGGGUGGUCAGCGUGAGCAGCUCAAGUUCACCAAGGGCAAGAAGCACCUUUUGCGUCUCGUCAACGUCGGCUCCGAAGUGACCUUCCGUUUCUCGGUCGACAAGCACAAGAUGACCGUCAUUGCCGCCGACUUCGUGCCCAUCGUUCCCUGGGAGACCAAGACGCUGCUCAUCACCGUCGGCCAGCGGUAUGACGUCAUCAUCGAGGCCGACCAGGACGAGGGCGACUACUGGGUGCGCGCCGUGCCCAUGCUGACCUGCUUCGCCUUCAACCUCAUGGACCACGACAUCCGCGCCAUCGCCCGCUACAACUCAUCUUCGACCGCCGAGCCCAAGUGGCCGCAGAGCAAGCAGUGGCCUCAGCUGGACAUCUGCAAGGACGAGGACAUUGACAAUAUUGUGCCCUGGACCCCGCACGACGUCGGCCCGUCGGCCGUGACCAAGAACUUCGACGCGCUCCUGCUCUCGUGGAAGAACGACAGCUAUGCUUUGCGCUGGCAGGUCGGCGAGCCCGCGCCCUACAAGCCCCUCAAGGGCAACCCGGUUGUCAAGCAGCUCUUCGACGCCUACCCCAAGCCCGCCAACGUCAGCCGCGACCUGAAGCCCGUAGAUUUGACCUACCUCGAGGGAACCAACUGGGUGUACAUUGUGAUCGAGUCUUUCUUGCCGCUGUCGCACCCGAUCCACCUGCACGGCCACGACAGCUACAUCCUGGCGCGCGGCGGCGGCAUCUUUUUGGGCGACGGCGUCCAGCUCCACACGCAGAACCCGAUGCGCAGAGACACGGCCAACCUGCCGGCCAACGGGUUCUUGGUCAUGGCGUUCCAGACGGAUAACCCGGGCUCGUGGCUUCUGCACUGCCACUUUGAGUGGCACUUGCACGACGGCUUCGCGAUGAGCAUCAUUGAGCGCCAACCUCACGAGAUCAAGGACGUGUAUCAGAAGAACGGCGCCGAGGCGGAGAUGCAGCGGGUGUGCAAGAACUGGGCGGCUAGUGGGCUGGAGAAUAGGAACUGA